CCACAGCGCAUCGCUCGCACCCUCUCCGCGACACCUCUGCGCGCCUCUCUUCGACUCUCCCUCGCUAGUCACUGCAGCAUGGCGUGGUUCUCGACGCAGUGGAACAAGCUGCAGUCGGCCAUGGGCGACGGCUUCGGCGACGACAGCGCCGCCGCCGGCGCGCCCGGCUCGUCGCGCGGCCGCGGCGCACAGCUGCCGCACGGCCAGGACGCGCCGCCCGUCACGCAGCUCACUGUCGUCUGGGGACGCAACAGGCUGUCCAUCAACCUGCCGUCCGCUCCGCCAGCGACCCUGGGCAUCCUCAAGGCGCACCUCACCGCACAGACGGGCGUGCCGUAUGAGGAGCUCAAGCUGAUCAGCAAUGGCUUCAUCCUGCGCGACGAGCGCCUGCCGCUGGGCCACUACGGCCUGCGCGAUGGCAGCAAGCUCACGCUCGUCUCGCCGACGUCGUCGGGCGACAAGGCCGGCUCGCGCCUGCCGCCGCCGCCGCCCGCCGAGGCCGCGGCGCCGCCAGAGGAGGAGAGCGAGGCGAGCAUCGCCGCCCGCAUCGACGCCGUCCUCGCCGGCGUCACGACGACGCUGCUGCCCGACGUCGAGGCCUUCUGCGCACAUCACGUGCCGAGCGAGGAGAGCAGGAAGAAGCGGAAAGAGGCCGUCGGCGUUGUGCAGAAGGCGCUCGACCGCGUCGAUGCGGCCGCGGGCGAGAAGCAGGACAAGGAGUAGGCGGGCAGCUGGGAGAGCAGGCAAUGCGACACGUCCGUCUGAGCAUCUAUAGAUUUGCAUUUCGUGCGAGGUGGGCCACGGCGUAGCGCGGGCUCACCGCGCCUCGUCGUCGUCGCCGUAGCCGCCCAGAAUCGCGGCGUCCUCUUCUGUCGAGAGGUUGCUGCACGCGGGAUCCGUCAGCAAAGGCAGCGCGGCGAGGCUCCUCGGCACUCACCUGUAGCCGCCAUAGCUGCCGCCGCGGC
Tilletiopsis washingtonensis is the source of this 965-nucleotide messenger RNA. RefSeq lists its product as hypothetical. The transcript is spliced from 4 exons. The record is from RefSeq and is a predicted model, not a curated record. Lineage: Eukaryota; Fungi; Basidiomycota; Exobasidiomycetes; Entylomatales. Bases 79 to 723 code for a protein of 214 amino acids. Gene Ontology annotation, molecular function: protein binding.